Kockovaella imperatae is the source of this 1671-nucleotide messenger RNA. Its product is annotated as RIO1 family-domain-containing protein. The record is from RefSeq and is a predicted model, not a curated record. The transcript has 6 exons. The coding region runs from base 1 to 1671 and encodes 556 amino acids. NCBI's taxonomy places the organism in Eukaryota, Fungi, Basidiomycota, Tremellomycetes, Tremellales, Cuniculitremaceae. Gene Ontology annotation, cellular component: preribosome, small subunit precursor; cytosol. Gene Ontology annotation, molecular function: ATP binding; protein serine/threonine kinase activity. Gene Ontology annotation, biological process: maturation of SSU-rRNA.
AUGAGUAGUGGUCGUCCAGAUGGAGUGAAUUAUAUAGAUACUGUGGCUACCAAUGACCAACAAAACCAAAUUGUCCAAGGUCAGCACUCCUCUGCUUCAGCGUCCGGCUCCAGCACCGAGGAGGAAGUAGACGAGUUCGAACAGCAUGGGCGAGAUAUAGUCUGGGAUGACGCAGAGGUGGACGAUCAGCUCAAAGAGGAUUCAGAAGAACGAGAGGAGUCAGAUGAUGGAGUUCUGGCCGAAGAGUCCGAAGACCUCUCAAGUGAUGCGGUCGAAAACGCAGAUUGGGAGCUUUCCACCCGAGACUUCACGAAACAGUACAAUCGCUUGAGGCAGCAUCAACAGGCUACGUCUUCUCCCCAUAUGUCUGGAUCUGCUCGGCCCCCGCUUCCCUCCCAGAACAGUGUCUUGGGCCAAAAUGGCUCGCGAUCCAUAGCUAUUGCUGGUACGAGUAGUUCUGCAAAAUUGUCAUCGACUACGCCGAGGCAAACCAAGGAUAAAAGCGACAGGGCAACCCAAGAUCAAGUCAUGGACAGUAGAACGCGUUUGGUCUUGUCCGGUUUCACUAAUCGAGGCGUGAUUGGCCGGCUUGAGCGAUGCAUCAGCUCUGGGAAAGAAGCCAAUGUGUAUUUUGCAUCUCCCCCAGAGUCGUCGUCACGUCCAGCUGCUGUCAAGGUAUACCGCACAUCCAUACUCAAGUUCCGAUCGCGUCAAAACUAUAUUGUUGGCGAGCAUAGAUUCAGCGGAGAAUACUCGUCCUCAAGAAAUGCUCGCAAGAUGGUCCGAGUAUGGGCAGAAAAGGAGCUUCGCAAUCUGAAACGUCUGGAACAAGCGGGCGUACCUGCACCCCGUGUGAUAGAUGGCAACGGCAAUGUCCUUAUCAUGGAUUUCCUAGGAAGGGAUGGAGUAGCAUCUCCCCGUCUUAAAGACGCAGACAUAGCUGAGGAAUCUUGGCAAGGAUUUUACGUUCAGCUCUUACUUCUCAUGCGUAAGAUGUUCACCGAAUGUCGCCUAGUACACGCAGAUCUCAGUGAAUACAAUAUCUUACUACACGACGAUCAGCUCUACAUAAUCGACGUGAGCCAGUCUGUAGAAUGGGAUCACCCAAAGUCGAUGGAGUUCCUGCGAACAGACAUCAAGAAUAUGACGGCGUUUUUCCAGCGACGAGGUGGACCGGGCAUUAAAUGUUUGGGGCUCAAAAGGGCUUGGGAGUUUAUCGUGUCGAUGCCGUUGGCGGGCAAAGAGCAUGACGAGGCCAUGGUCAACAACCUUGUCGCGACUGACGACCCCCAAUCAUCCUCGCAGGAGGAGAAUGUGUUCAUGACUUCUUUCAUCCCUCAAAGUCUCGGUGAUAUACGCGACCCUGAAGCGAUUUUGAGGUCAGAGGUUCCUGAGGCGCUGGAUCGACUAGUGGUGGGCUCUGAUCACGAGGAAGUGGACACAGACAGUUUCGACGAGAUCAGUUCCGCCGCAGCAGGCUCAGAUGUGGAUUCUGGGACGACUGGUCAGAAGCAGCCUGAUAUUCUGGCUCGCCGGUCUCGCCAUGAAGACAAAGAGACGAAAAAGGAACGUAAGCAAGCUGUCAAAGCAGAGAAUCGAGCCAAACGAGAGACCAAGAUGCCCAAAGGUGAAAAGAAGAAGUUGAUUAAACAGAGCAAGGUCAAACGUUGA